Closterium sp. Naga37s-1 is the source of this 378-nucleotide messenger RNA. The record is from the annotation of a GenBank genome assembly. NCBI's taxonomy places the organism in Eukaryota, Viridiplantae, Streptophyta, Zygnematophyceae, Desmidiales, Closteriaceae.
AUGACUCGAGAGCUCGCUUCCAUCAUCACAGCGGCUGCCGCUCUUGUCGACUGGCUAUGGGGCCUCAUCCUCCCCUCUGCCCCUCCCUCUCUUCCUCACAACCCCGUUCUGCGCCAACGAACACCCCCCUGCCGCCCUCCCUGCCGCCCCCACUGCUACUGCUCCCCCUGCUUCAGAGGCGCGGACGUGAGUGUGGAGGGGCUGCACAAGGGGUACACGCACGUGUUCAUCACCACCUUUGACGACGCCAAGGGGCGUGAUGCGUACGUGGAGGAUCCGGCGCACAAGGAGUACGCGGGGGUGCUCUUCCAGGGGCUGGAGGACGGCAUCGUGCUCGACUAUGUGCCCUCUGUCGCCCUCUCCCGCUUCUUCUCCUGA